AGAAUGCUAGGAUUACAGAUAUGGGCAAAAGAAAUGGCUGAAUAAAUCUGAAUGCAGCAAUAUCAGUAGGACCUACUGUGAUCUUUCUGCUGAAACUUCCGACUAUGAGCACCAAUAUUAUGCCAAAGUUAAGGCCAUUUGGGAAGCAAAUUGCUCCAAAUGGGCUGAAACUGGACGAUUCUAUCCUUUUUUAGAAACACAAAUCGGGCCACCAGAGGUUGCUCUGACUACCGAGGAGAAGUCCAUUUCUAUCGUCCUGACGGCCCCAGAGAAGUGGAAGAGAAAUCCAGAAGACAGUUCUGUUUCCAUGCAACAAAUCUACUCCAAUCUGAAGUAUAACGUGUCCAUAUGUAAUACUAAAUCAAAUAGAAUGUGGUCCCAGUGUGUGACCAACCACACGCUGGUGCUCACCUGGCUGGAGCCGAACACUCUGUACUGCGUCCACGUGGCGUCCUUCGUCCCCGGGCCCCCUCGCCCAGCUCGGCCUUCUGAGAAGCAGUGUGUCAGGACUUUGAAAGAUCAAUCUUCAGAGUUCAAGGUUAAAAUCAUCUUCUGGUAUGUUUUGCCAAUAUCUGUCACCGUUUUUCUUUUUUCUGUGAUGGGCUAUUCCAUCUACCGAUACAUUCACGUCGGCAAAGAGAAACACCCAGCAAAUUUGAUUUUGAUUUAUGGAAAUGAAUUUGACAAAAGAUUCUUUGUGCCCGCUGAAAAAAUCAUGAUUAACUUUAUCACCUUCAAUAUUUUGGAUGAUUCUAAAAUUUCUCAUAAGGAUAUGGGUUUACUGGAAAAAAGCAGUGAUGUAACGUUGGAUAACCUUAAAGAUACCGAGCCCAGUGGGGACCCGGAGCCGGCAGGGGAGGAAGAGGAGGUGGAACACUUAGGGUACGCUUCGCAUUUGAUGGAAAUUUUCUGCGACUGUGAGGAAGACACCAAAGGUACUUCCCUCUCCCAGCAGGACUCACUCAGCAGCACAAUACCCACCCAUACAACAGGCACUGGGUAUGAAUAUGACAUAAGAACCGCUGACAUUCGUGUGGGGCCUGAAGAUCCAGAGCUCAGUCUGCAGGAGGAAGCUUCCACACAAGGAAGUUUAUUCGAGCAACAGGCAGCCUGGGCAAACUUGGGCCCACAGACGUUACUGCACUCAGGCACCCCUGAGCUCAGAGACUUACAACGUCAGGCGCAGGAGCACACAGACUCAGAAGCGGGGCCCGAGGAAGAGCCAUCGGCGACACUGGUCGAUUGGGACCCUCGGACCGGCAGGCUGUGUAUACCUUCACUGUCUGGCUGUGACCAGGACGCCGAGGGCUGUGAGCAUCCUGAGAAAGAUUGUCACAUGGAGGAGGAGGGCCUUUUAGCCCGACUCCAUGAGGAGCAGGCCACAGACAAGCCACCAGAGGAAAAUGAAACCUAUCUCCUGCGAUUUAUGGAGGAAUGGGGGUUGUAUGUCCAAAUGGAGAACUAACGCCAAAACUUCCCUUUGCCAGACCCCUCCUGUGACAUGGCCUGUGAGCGCAAACAAAUGAGGGACCUGACAAUAAAGCACCUUCCUGGGAUAAAAGAAGUUUGUUCAGAUUUUUCAGUGUGAGUGAGAAUCACUUCUCUCUGUGCUCAUAGCGCUUGCUUGGUCCUGCCGCCUGCAGGUGGUUGGUUCACGCACGUGGGUCUCCCGCCAUGGUGGUGGGCACCUAGAAUGCAGCGGCUGGCCCGUUGCCUUAUACAGAGGAUGCAGUUAAUAAAUGUUUGCCAGGCCGGGUGCAGAAUUUAUUCAGGUGUUUUUGCUCUGGCCUCUUUGUUUAUUAUUUUCCAACAAGCACACUUGUACAAUUAUUUUCUGGGUAUUUACCGUGUGUAUAAAGCAUUGUAAAAAAUAUUUCAUAAAGAUAAUGGUUUUAUAAAUACUACCUUUUCAGAAUUUGCUUAUUGUGAGAAUCAGGAGAUACUUAACACAUACUCAUGCCACUAGGUCGGUGGUAAGCUGGUCACAGGUAAAGACUUCAACUCACUCUUCAAUCAUGAUAAUCCACGUUUAGAGUGAAUAAAUCGGGCACAGACCUUCCUGAUCUCACACACUUUCGCCUACUUUAAGAAGCCAAAUUUAAUAUGAGUAGUUAUGGAGUAUAAACAUAAAUUGUUAUUUUAUAGUCAGAAAAAUGUCCUCCCAAAAAUUUAGCAAGGGCUUCUUGGUAUCCCUCAAAAUUAAUCUGAAAGAAAAUGCCACCCUUUUAUAAUAGAAUAUUAUAUUUACUUCUAGACAUUUACUGCUAGACAGUGUUUUCAAAGAGAUAUUUAAAUAGUCUGUAAACUAGAAAGUUGUUCAGCAGUUGAAGCACUGUGUUGCUAUUAUAACAUUAAAUAUUCUAUUGAAUGGGCAGUGCCUCAAAGACUCUUUUGAAUAUGUAUAAAUGAAUAUCCUCUGUCCACAUAAUAUUACAAUCAACAAAUAAGCACAAGACAUACAAAAGAAAUAAGUUAAAUGAAUAUGUGAGGGAGAGUUUAUUAAAAUUUGACAUAAUUUACUGUGGGAACUAAGGCAUACCAUAAAACAAUACCUUUCUAGUUGAAUUCCAGCAACUGUUCCCAUCUCCUUUACCACUUAAGAAAAUUAAAUUCUCCAGUCACACCAGAUUAAAAUGGGAUAGAAUCAAUAUUAAGUUGAAUCAUAUAAAAUUGUUGAUAGUUGGCUGUUUUUAAUCUGCAGAAACAGCAACUUCGUAUGGUUUUGCCUUAAUAUAUAUCUGUUUUAAUCAGGAACUCAUAAUCCACUGAUGUUCUUUCAGGAAAACAGAUACCCACAUUAUUUCCUUAUUUAUAUUUUUGGCACAGACAGACAACCCUGGUAAGAGAGAUGGAUUCCGGGGUCAUGAUCUUUUGCAAUUGUCCACAAAUCUGAACUGUUUUGGAUCUACUGGUUUAAUUUAGAGCAUAAUUAUAUUAAUCAGAGUGUUCUGUUCUUCUCAAUCUUUAUAGAUAUGAUGCUGCCCGUUUUGAAGAACAAAUUUAUAUCACUAACCAAAAAAGAAGUUCAGGAGUGGGAAAGAAUGAGUUGUUAUUAAGACCAAAAGGAAAAUAAAAUGAUUGAUGAUGAUUUGGCUUGUUAAUUUCAUUCAAAAACUAAUAAUUGAAAACCUACUACAUCCUUCAGUGUCUUCAUCUGUCAAAUAGAAAUAACAGCUUUCUUAGGGUUGUUUUGAGGGUUACAGGGAGUGUGGAAGGCACUUAGAAUGGUGCCUGGUACCAAGCAAGUGCUCCAUAAGUGUUUAUUAUUGCCACUAACUGCCAGAUCACGUGUUUAGCCCAAGAAAGAGAAAAGCCAGUUAGAGAUACGAUUAUUUUGAUUCAAAGGCAGAGCUUGCCUGACUUUAUUUUUCUUACCUGAAAGUACAAUAGUAAUUUGCUUCCUACUUUGUGCCUUCAAGAUUGAAAUCCUUCAGUGGUUGAACCACGCUUUCUAGCUUUGUAAAAGGGGAGCUAAUUCUGAGUUGCUUUUAUAUCUCCUGUCAUUCCAAGCAUGUCAGAAUUGUUGAGCAUUUCUCUAAUUUUGCUGCUUCAGUACUUUGUUGCAUGUAUACAUACACACAUACAUACACAUUCAAA
Microcebus murinus (gray mouse lemur) is the source of this 3597-nucleotide messenger RNA. The record is from RefSeq and is a predicted model, not a curated record. NCBI's taxonomy places the organism in Eukaryota, Metazoa, Chordata, Mammalia, Primates, Cheirogaleidae.